Messenger RNA from Lethenteron reissneri (Far Eastern brook lamprey), 6753 nucleotides. RefSeq names its product TAR (HIV-1) RNA binding protein 1 (gene TARBP1). Gene Ontology annotation, molecular function: tRNA (guanine) methyltransferase activity; RNA binding. NCBI's taxonomy places the organism in Eukaryota, Metazoa, Chordata, Hyperoartia, Petromyzontiformes, Petromyzontidae. Gene Ontology annotation, biological process: tRNA methylation. The record is from RefSeq and is a predicted model, not a curated record.
CUCCCCCCCCCCAUUGAGUCUCCGCUGUUGUUACUCUGCGGGCUUCUUGCAGCUGUGGCGCCGUCAUCAAGUAGCGCUCAUUGCUGAUUGCUUUUGUUCUUUCCCAAGGUUCCCGAGCAGGCGUCUUCCUCUGCCGGCAGACCGCGGGGGGGGGGGGGGGUGGUGAGCGAUUCGUCGUCCCACGUUGCGAGUUCAACGUUCCGGACCGAGGCCGACUCAGCUCAUCAUCAUCGCCGUCUCACCGAGCGUCACAGAGGAAGCCAUGAGCACUGUCCUGGCCUCGUGCCUGCUGCGCUGCCUGGGUUCCCUGCCGCCUGCGCGGGUUUUGGAGGAGCUGACGUGGGGCGCGGAGGAGCUGCCCCAACCCGAGCAGGUGGAGGCGCUCCUCCACGUGGUUCGAGCUCUUGCUCCCGAGCAAAAGAAGGAGCCCCCAGGACCCCACGGACAGCCGACGGAGUCUGAGGGACUCGAUGGAGAUCAGGGCAGCCAGGGGCACGUCGGGAACCCGCGGGGUGAGGUGGACGCGGCCUGCCCCAUCGUGGUCGAUCCUCAUCUGGCCUCAGCGGUGGACAAAUUGGUCCUGUCCAGCUGCCUCCCGGCCUUGUGCAGGAUUCAGACGGAAGACGCGUGGUCCUGGACGGAGCCGCUCCCUCAAGGCGACCGCGAGGUGGUGGCACGCCGGCAAACUCAGAAGCGCCUCCUGCACCUGCUGUGCCGCCUGCUCGCCCGCUGCCUACGACUCGGUGGCGACGCCUCCGGGGAGCUCGUCGUCGCACGCUGCCUCGCGGACAUCCACGCGCACAACGAUGAAAAGGCCAGCGGGUGGGCCCCUCGGGGGGACGCGGGCGUCCCGCUAGGUGGCUCGGGAGGAACGGCAGCGCACGGCGGCGGAGUCGACACCCUGGACGUGCACGUCGCUGUGGAGUUGCUGUGCUACGUCGUCCGCUCGCUCGGGCCCCGAGCUGUCUCCGGCGCGACGCUUCGUGUCGUCUCGCAGGCUCUGGCGGUGUCAGAAGAAGCUUUGGCCACCAGGGCCCUCAGCCGUUUGGUUCCAGCGCUGCUUGCCGCACAGAGAGACCGCGAGGCUGCGGCCGGCUUGCUGAGGACGCUGUGGGGCGACCUGGCGGAAAAGCGCAUGGACGACACCGCCCGCAGCCCCUCCUCCUCCGUGUCUCGGGCGCUGCUCUUCCUGUGCACGAUGUCCGACUGCGUGCUGCCCACGAGCGAUCCCCACGGCGAGCGGUCGGCGAAGGCGGCGCAGGGCGGCGGCGAGGAUCGGGCGACGGCUCCUGACGCCAGGUCUCAGGGCCUCGUGGAUUUGCGAACGUCGGCCGCCUUCUGGCGCACGCUGCAGGACGGGCUGCGGCACGCGAUGCCGCUGAGUCGCAAGCGAGCGGUGUUCCUGCUCAAGCGCGCUGUGGACGUGAGCGAGAGCCUCUCGAGAGACGUGACGUGCUCCGAUGACGACGAUCGUGACGGUGUUCCCGUGUUCUGGUGGUCGGCGGAGGCCGCGCCGGCCCUGCUUCCCGUGUGGGAGAGCUACAUUCUCGUCUUGGAGACGCUGGAAGAGAACCAGCUCCACGUGGUGAAGCCGGUGCUGCCACGACUGCGCGCGCUGGUGGAGGCGACGGUGGCGCCUGGAGCAGGGCGACCGCGAGCGGCGCUCGCAUCGUCGUGGCUGUGCGUGGCGCUGGGCCGCGUGUUCGACAGCGAGAACAAGAUGGUGCUGCGUGAGGGCGUCAAGCUGUGUCUCUCGCUGGACGUGACGCGACGACCCUCCCUGGGGCAGCCGUUUCUAGAGUUUAUUUGUGGCCCACUCAUGGACGCUCUCUUGGACAUCAACCUGUACCAGAGAUGUGCGGGGCAGCCCAUCGGAUCGUGUCCGGCCAUCGGCUGUCUCCUGGAGACGUUUCUCCCUUCUUGUGCUGCUGCUUUGCCUGUCCAGAGGAGAGGCGCGUUCCUGCUGCAGGCGCUGAGCGGGAUCGUGCACCGCCACUGGAGCACCGUGCCCCUCCUCUUCCUGUCACGGGCCCUGGCCGCCGUCCCAGCGUGCCCCGCGUGGGGGCCCGAGGGCCUUCUCGUGCUCAGGGAGGUGGUGCGCUGCGUUCUGACGACGCAGCAGGUGCUCCUGCGGGGCGCCGCUCAGUGCUUCCUGCUGCAGGCGGCCGUGCGCCUCACCGACUCGAGUCGCGUGAGCCUGGGCGAUGUCCUGGCGCUGCUGGCGUGCGUUCGUGAGGACGAGGCCCUGGGCCGGGGCACCACCCUCUGGGCUCAGGUGUGCGAGUGGCUGCGUGUGAACGACUCGGAGUUCGCGCCCUGUGACGUGGUGGGUGCCGCCCCUCCCGCAGCUUCAGCGACCGCUCUGAACCGGUUCACGCUUCACUCCAUCGGAACCUUCCUCAAAGUGCCGGCAGAUGAAGCAGGGGGCGAGGGGGCGCUGCUGCCCGACCCGCAGGAGUCGCACCGCGUGGCGCUCACGAUCCUGCUCACUGCUGACGUGGAUGCCGGCGCUCCGCCUCGCAGCGAUUGCUCUCGGCCUGGCGAGGCUGAGCCGCUGGCUGAGUUCCUGGCGCCCCUCACGGACACGCUGCGACGGCUGGGCUCGCACGCCUACCUGCCCCGGGCCAAGGCCGACCGCGCUCUGCUGCUGCUGUUGGCGCUGCUGCGGAAGACUGAACCCAGGGGCGGAGCGGAGCAUGCUGGGAAUGGAACAGACACGGUGCGCUCCGUGCUGCGUGAUGCGGCGCAGGCCUGCGCCGAGGGCUUGUUGCAGUACCUGCUGCGGCAGCUCACCUACGAGACGGAGCAGGAGCGUGACCUUGAGCGCGCUGACCUCCACCUGGACGUGCUCACGGCCCUCGUGCGGGUCCUCGGCGAGGGCCCUCCGGGGGUGGCGCCGUUCCUCGUCGACUUCAUCUCUCGCCUCGUCCGCGCCUCGCUCGAAACCUUGCAGGGACGCCCUGAGGAGGCGCAGACCGCCCCCCAACUUCUCCAGCGAGCGGUGGCCGCGGCGUCCCUGGCGUGGACGUGCGGCGUAGUCGCCGCGACCCCUGACCUCCGGCGGGGCUGCCGUGCCGCUCUGGAGGCCGCGGCGCGCCACAUGACCUCCGCGCCCCUCAACCAAACGUUGGCGCGGCCCACAGGCACGCUCGCCGCACGGCCUGAAGACGGCGGCGCCGGCGGGCGUGGCUGGGGCCGCGUGGCCGCCCGUUUCAUCGGCGAUCAGUGGCGGUGCCACUACCACACGCUGAGUGGCCGAGAGGACCCGGCGAGGACCACGCUGAUGCCGCUGCUGCGCGGCUGCCUGGAGGCGCUGGCGCUGCUGCCCGCGGACAGCGCGCUCGCCGUGCUGCGCUGCCUGCAGCCGUUGCUGCCCCGGAUGUGCGACGACAGGGAGGGCGGCGACGACGUCGAGGGGGCGACGGAGGAGGAGGCGAGCGAGGCCCGGUUGGGCCUGUGCGAGCAAGCCCUGCAGCUCGCCUGGAAGACGGUGCGCGACCUCGGCAACGACCCGCAGGCGUUCUGGCCGGCGCUCGGCGCCUUCGUGCGAGCGGCGUUCGCUCGGCGGCUGUUGGCUCUCCGCGUCGACGACCCCGUCGCAGGGCGGCUCGCUGGCGCCCUGGCCCAGCUGUCGGGCGAGCUCGUGAGGAUGGCCGAGACCAAGCUGGGUGUCUUCAACGUCCUCGUCACGCACUGCUGCCAAACAUGGCUGCCGCCCUACGGAGGACCCCCCGAGGGAGGCGAGGAGGCAUCCUCCGUGGAGGAUGCCUCCGUGGAGGAUGCCUGCUCCAGCGCGCUCAACCACGUGACCUUGCUGGCAGAGGCCGUUCUUUUUGGGCCUGUCUUCAGGAAAGAGCAGCGGGUGUUGAACGACGCAAACUCCUUCGUGGAGAAACUGGGCGAGGGCUGCGCCGCCAACGCCGUCGUGGCGUGCAGCGAGAGCAAGGAUGAUUACAUGGUUCGAGUGACGGCCCUGGGCUUCCUGCACAGCCUGAACCCAGCCAACCCAACACAGGCAAAGCUCAGCCGCGCCGUGCUGCUCGCACUGCUGGAGAAGGACCGGGCGAUGGCGGCGGGGAAGGCGCGCUGCUUCGCCAACUCGGACCAGCACCGCGCGCGCAACCGGCUGUGGCAGGCCGUGCUGCUGCUGCUGCCCUCGCAGGGCCCGGACGAGGUGGAGCGCGUGUUUGCGAGGGCGUGCGCGGCGACGGCGGACGACAACCAGCCGUCCGUGGCCUACCUGCUCGAGUGGGCGCUCGUGCUCGCGCUCAACCGACGGCCGCACCUCCUGGGCGAUCUCGUCGCCGCCCUCGCCUACGACCCGGAGAAAAACAAGAGCUGCGUCUGCAGCCUGCUCUCCGUGCUCGCUCACUUCCCAACGGUGGCCGCCAGCAACUCGGACAAGCAGGAUGCCGGUCUCCGCUGCCUGCGCGCCGUGCUGCCCUGGUGCAUGAGCCACAGCUUCCUCGUGCGACUCUACGCCCUGCUCACGCUGGGCCGCGUCUGGGGGGCGGUCUGCGCGCCGGGAGUUGCCGAGAGGCCGGCUGAGCCGGCCGACGGGGAGCUGCGGGCGCUGGCGCCGCUGGUGGAGGUGUGCCUGCGGGGCGCCGCCUGCAUGCCGGCCGCCGGAAACAUCGGCAGGAACUGGCAGAAACUGCAACAGCACUUCUUCUUCAGAACCUUCGAGCCGCUGCUGGACUACAGCGUCGAGACCAUCUUCUGGACCUUCCCGCGCCUCUCGCAGCUCAGCGACGACGAGUGGCUGUGGGUGGGCCGCUUCGAGGCGUUGCCGUGGCGACGGCACGCCUGGCCCGGCGCGCCGCCACUCGCCAACCCUCGCCGGGAGCUGGAGGCCGUGCAGGACACAGCCUGGGUGCUACGGGAGAGAGGCUCGGUGACGCAGGACACGGAUGGUGUCGGUGACGGUGACGUGCAGAAGAAGUUCGUGUCGUGGCGCGGUGGCCUCUCCGACCCGGACCUGCGGGGUGCCACCCUGCAGGAGCAGCGCUCGGCGCGACUUGGCCCGCCGGGCGGCGGCCUCCUCGUCGUGGCGUCGCUCGUCGACAAGUCCACCAACCUGGGCGGCCUGUGUCGGACUUGUGAAAUCCUGGGCGCGUCGGCGCUGGUGCUGGGAGGGCGACACCACGUGACCGACCGCCAGUUCCAGGCCCUGAGCGUCACCGCCGAGCAGUGGCUGCCCAUCCUCGAGGUGAAGCCGCACGCGCUGGCCGCCUUCCUGCAGGAGAAGAAGGAGGACGGCUACAGCAUCGUGGGCGCAGAGCAGACGGCCAACAGCCACGACCUCACGGCCUUCCGCUUCCCCGCACGCACGCUGCUGCUGCUCGGUAACGAGCGCGAGGGGGUGCCCGCGGGGCUGCUGCAGCAGCUGGACGCGUGCGUCCAGAUCCCGCAGCUCGGGGUCGUGCGCUCGCUCAACGUGCACGUCAGCGGCGCCCUGCUCGUGUGGGAGUACGCGCGCCAGCACCUGCUGUGCCCGCGCUGAGGCCCGCGCUGAGGCCCAAGCCGCCCCUCCUCCUCCCCCUCGUCAGCGGCAUCCGUGGGGUGGUUGGCUCUGCCGUUUCACAUCCUCAUCGGGCAUCGCUUCUGCCCUGUCGGUGCCACCAGGAGAUCUGGACUCUUCGCCCUGCGUCUUCCCUGUCCUCUGUCCCACAUUGAGAGGCCAUCCUUAACUUCAUGUGCCUUGUGUGUGCCUGCGUGUCUUUGUGUGUGUUUGUGUGUGUCUGUGGAACAAUGGUGGUACCUGGGUCUGCGUACUGCAUUACGAACCCAGCAACAUGAGUUUGAUUCCUGGCUACUGCUAUCUGAACAUAUUCUGAGCAUUCCCUAAGUCAUCUAAGCCUUAAAUUAGUUCACAAAAGCGGCCGGCCGGGCAUGGUGGUGGCCACACCAUUCUCCUCUUUCCCCACAGUCUGUCGUGGUUAUAUACGAGACCUUUGUCUUUGUGUGCACGUGUUUGUGGGUUACACAUGUGCACCUAUGCAAAUACAAUGAUCCCCCGUAUAGCCUUAACAGACUGUUAGGGCAAGUGCUGUUAGCGAGCACCUAUAAAGGCCGGCACGGCACACGAGGGAGUGGGUGGCCAACACCACGCCCGGCCGCCUUUGUCUCCCUAGUGGCGAUGUUUACUGCACACCGCACCAGGUACUCAUUUGAGGCAGAGUCGACCUAGGGGAGGCCCAGGACCGGUGUUUGCCAUAAGCGGGAAUUAAACCCGGGUCGCCAGGUUCGUAGCGCAGCGCGCUAACCGCUACACCACUGCACCUAUGCACACCUUCACACACAUACACGGUACAAAGCACCUCGGGUGAGUACCUGGUGCCGUGUGUAAACACCACCCACUGGGGAGGCACAGGGGUGGCCAGGCGCGGUGUUGGCCACGGCACCCCCACGUCCGCCGUGCUGGCUCGCUAACGGCACUCACCCCAGCAUGUAUGUCCAUCAAUGUGGGUACGGAUCCUAUUUUUAGCAACUGGUCUAAUGUGAAUCGUCGGUGUUGAUGUGAUUGCCGAUGUGAAUCGCGCGCGUUUUCACUCCCAUGUCAGCAGCUGCUAUUCAUGAAUUCCCGCCGUGCGCAAAGAUUUUCUUAGUGGUUCACUUCACCGGCGUACCGACUCCAGAAUGUGCCAAUAAGUGUAACGAAUAAACGAGCACCAUGAUGUGUACAAACGCAUUUCGACUGAUGCUGCUGUGUGCGCCGCACUGCACUGUGGGUGGUGAGCGCUAACGAGGGAG